AUGUCACCUGGUUACUUGGGAUCGUGGUUUGAAAGCACUGAAGUCCAUUUACCUGAGAAUACCAGUGACUACGUUCUUGAUUUCUCUGUCAGAAUGAAUCUAAAAGGUGAAGGUACGAUCAGUGUCGGAAUUUUGGCUUUACUACUGAUGAGCAUAUUGGGUCUCUCUUCACUGCCGUCUGUUGGUGCCAUUCUCAACUGGCGGGAAUGGCGUUUCGUUCAAAGUCACUUGGGAUACGUGACGCUGUUUCUCGUCACUGCGCAUGUCGUCAUUUUAGCGUUGCCCGGAUGGAUGAGGAGUCCGGUUUAUCUAUCUAUCUAUCUAUCUAUCUAUCUAUCUAUCUAUCUAUCUAUCUAUCUCAGAAAUAUUAAUUCAAAAAUUCAUCUAUCUAUUCAUAUCUAUUCUAAAUAUCUAUCUAUCUAUUUAUCUAUCUAUCGAUCGAUCGAUCGAUCAAUCUAUCUCAUAAAAACUUAUAUAUAUAUAUAUCAUUCUGUUCAUAUCUAUCUAUCUAUCUAUCUAUCUAUCUAUCUAUCUAUCUAUCUCCAUGUUUGUAUCUAUCAAUCGAUCGAUCUAUACCUAUCUCUUCCCAUCUAUCUAUAUAUGAAAUCUAUCUAUCUAUCUAUCUAUCUAUCUAUCUAUCUCAUAUUACUGAUUUUCAACUGUUCAUUUAAUCGACAAAUGACAUCUAUCUAUCUAUCUAUCUAUCUAUCUAUCUAUCUAUCUAUCUAUCUAUCUACACACACACACACGCAAAUAUCUUGUCUGUUCAUUAUCUAUCUAUCUAUCUAUCUAUCUAUCUAUCUAUCUAUCUAUCUAUCAGUCUCUUUAGUACCUAUCUACCUAUCUCUCUAUCAAUCUAUCUAUAUAAUGCUUUUCCAAGCGCUUCGUUUCUUUCUUUCUUUCUUUCUUUCUUUCUUUCUUUCUUUCUUUCUUUCUUUCUUUCUUUCUUUGCUUCGUUUCUUUCUUUCUUUUUUCCCUUUUUUUCUACUACUUUCUUCCACAUUCUUUCCUUUCUCUCAUUCAUUAUACCUUUUCUUUAUUCUUUAA
This is a messenger RNA of Acanthosepion pharaonis, 1047 nucleotides long. The record is from the annotation of a GenBank genome assembly. NCBI's taxonomy places the organism in Eukaryota, Metazoa, Mollusca, Cephalopoda, Sepiida, Sepiidae.